UCGACUAUAAUUCUCUCUGGCCUACACUUCAUAAUCAAAAGUCAAAACAUACGUUCAAAGUUUGUGUUAUCUUAUGAACUUUGAUUUAUUUUUUAUUUAAUAAAAUGGUUAUAAAAUUGUAUUACGAUUUAAUGUCUCAACCUUCCAGAGUGCUUUAUAUUUUAUUGAAGACAAUUAAAUGUGAAUUUGAACCAAAAUAUGUGAACUUACGAAAAGCUGAACACUAUUCUUAUGAGUUUACAAAUGUUAACCGCAUGCGACGAGUACUUAUUGAUCAUGAUGGCUUUGUAUUAACAGAGAGCAUAGCAAUAAUGAAGUAUUUGUCUCGAGAGAACUUCAUACCAGAUGCAUUGUAUCCGAAAGAUUCAAAGCUCCAGGCCAGGGUUGAGGAGUUCUUGGAGUGGCACCAUGUUGGCUUGAGAUUGCACUGUGCUAUGUACUUCAGAGUAGCAUACAUGAACCCGAUACUAACAGGCUCAAAGUUAGAUGACAAAACGAUAGAGAACUACAAGCGGCGGAUGCUCACGGCGCUUGAAGACCUGGACACCAAGUGGCUCGGCCGCGGCACGGAGUACAUAGCGGGGGACACCAUCACCGUCGCUGAUCUGGUGGCGGCGUGCGAGUCCUCAGGAAUGGCGUCGUUCGAGCCCGCACGGGAGUACGCGAACAUCGCGGCGUGGUGGCCGAAAGUCCGCCACCAUUUCAGCCCACACUACGAGGAAGCGCACAACAUCCUAAAUAAAAUUAUUAAGAAAGUUGGACAAGCUUCGGCUAAACUAUAAACUGAAUUGUGAUUACUACAAAAUUAACAGUACAUUAAAAUCUUCUACAUAUAUUAGCAAUGUAUUUUUAUCAAUAAAAGUUGAAUGAAAAAAAAAUACUUUU
This is a messenger RNA of Manduca sexta (tobacco hornworm), 885 nucleotides long. RefSeq names its product glutathione S-transferase theta-1. Gene Ontology annotation, molecular function: glutathione transferase activity. The record is from RefSeq and is a predicted model, not a curated record. Gene Ontology annotation, biological process: glutathione metabolic process. Gene Ontology annotation, cellular component: cytoplasm. Lineage: Eukaryota; Metazoa; Arthropoda; Insecta; Lepidoptera; Sphingidae.